This is a messenger RNA of Zingiber officinale, 1343 nucleotides long. Its product is annotated as OVARIAN TUMOR DOMAIN-containing deubiquitinating enzyme 9-like. The transcript is spliced from 12 exons. Gene Ontology annotation, molecular function: cysteine-type deubiquitinase activity. The record is from RefSeq and is a predicted model, not a curated record. Bases 182 to 1093 code for a protein of 303 amino acids. Gene Ontology annotation, biological process: protein deubiquitination. Lineage: Eukaryota; Viridiplantae; Streptophyta; Magnoliopsida; Zingiberales; Zingiberaceae.
AUAAAGUCGUCUUUCUGCUUCGAGAAGCAUCGGUUCCUCGUUCUCCUCCGUCCAUGCGUCGACCGCUAGGGUAAGAAGCCUCCGUCUCUCUGCUCGUGGUGGUGGAUUUCCAUUUUGAGCUUUCAUCCGUGACUUUCAGGAAAGGUAUUUAGAACGAUCACUUUUGUGCUGAAUAUAACUAAUGGAGACUUAUAAGCAAGAUUCUGAGGUUCAUCAGUGGGAACUUGAUCUUUUCGACAACCACAUAGUUCCAAAUUCUCUGCGUCCUGGAGUCUCCAGUGAGCAAAACUUCAGCUAUUAUGAGGACAUUUUUAUUAGAGAAGAUGAAGAACCUACGCAAGUGUCUAUUUUCACAGAAAAUUUAUUUCGCCCAUACACGAGAGACUAUACUCUAGGGAUUGAGGAUGAAGAAGAAGUUGCACAACAUAAUGCAUCCUCUAGUUCAUGUUCUAGUCCUGGAACCAACUAUCAUGGUUUGGAGUGUUCGGUAGAAGUGUCAAAUGAAUUUUCCACGAUAGAUGGUGAAAUUGACAGGAGGUUUGAUCAAAUGGUUCCUAUCCCUCAUGUUCCUAGGAUCAAUGGAGAAAUUCCUUCUGUUGAUGAAGCCAGUUUUGAUCAUCAGCGUCUUAUAGAUCGGUUGCAACUGUAUGGCUUAGUUGAACGUAAGGUUGAAGGAGAUGGUAACUGUCAGUUCCGAGCACUUUCUGACCAGUUAUAUGGAACACCUGACCAUCAUAAGCUUGUGAGGCAUAGAAUUGUUGAUCAGCUCAGGUCUCACCCUGAGUUCUACAAGGAAUAUGUCCCAAUGGCAUACAGUGACUACCUGAAAAAGAUUUCCAAGAGUGGCGAGUGGGGCGAUCACGUGACAUUACAGGCUGCAACAGAUAAGUUUGGUUGCAAAAUUUUUGUCAUUACAUCAUUCAAGGAUACUUGCUAUAUUGAGAUUUUGCCAAGAGAUCAGAAGCCUAAUCGAGUCCUUUUCUUAAGCUUUUGGGCUGAGGUGCAUUACAACUCAAUUCAUCCAGAGGGUGAUCUCUGUACCGGCGACGGGAAGAAGAAGAAGAAAUGGUGGAAGUUUGGAAACAAACAUUGAAUCAAAGUGGCAAUAUUUUUGCUUCAUACUCAAAAAAACAUUUUUUAUCCUCACAGCCCUUCUAGGAGAAGGAUUUUUUUGUUUUAACAUGGUACAAGAUUAAUGCUAUCAUUUACAUGACAUCCCAAUUCUGUUCAAUGUUGUUUAGGUGCUUCAUGAAUAUUGGUUAUAUGAUAUGCUCCUGGUUUAUUAAAACUAGUGAUUUGUAAUAAAAUUCUAUAUAUGCUUGGCGCUUCAAGAUUAUUGGUUA